This is a messenger RNA of Rhododendron vialii, 2288 nucleotides long. Its product is annotated as ankyrin repeat-containing protein NPR4-like. Gene Ontology annotation, cellular component: plasma membrane. NCBI's taxonomy places the organism in Eukaryota, Viridiplantae, Streptophyta, Magnoliopsida, Ericales, Ericaceae. The coding region runs from base 514 to 1959 and encodes 481 amino acids. The transcript is spliced from 2 exons. Gene Ontology annotation, molecular function: protein phosphatase regulator activity; protein phosphatase 1 binding. The record is from RefSeq and is a predicted model, not a curated record.
GAAUAUGUAGGAAUUGCUCUGUGAUGCCCAUGGGUCCAAUAUCGAGAAAGGCGCCGCAUUAACUGGCCUCAUAUUUGAAUCGAAUUAGGGAGAUGCACAUGUCUAUAUAUGUAAAGCUUUCAAUUGUAUCUAUCUACCUACAUACAUAUAUAAACACGUAAUGGGCCAGUGAAGCAGUACUUGUGCAGAGUGCAGACAUAAUCGCUGUAGUCGUAUUAUGCUCAUCCUUUUCUAGAUUACAAAGAGAGAGAGAGAGGAGAGAGAAACAGGCAAACUAUUGAUGAUGGCAGCGGGAGAGGAAGUUUGGAGUGCCAGAAAGAGAGAGUACAUGACAAGAAGAGAGGAUAAGGAGAGAGAGAGAGAGAGCGUGUGCAACAGCUAGAGAGAGAGGAGAGGAAUAGAGAGAGUGAAGAACAGAGGAUAGGGAGCAAGAGAGUGACAUGGAAGGACAGAACAGAGGAAUGGCUCUGUGAUGCAGCAAUUAGAGGGGAUAUAGAAUCACUAAAGGAAAUAAUGAAAAUAGAUUAUUAUAUCCUGGAUAAAGUUUUGGUGGGAAGUUUCAAAGGGAAAAAUCCUCUUCACAUUGCUACAUCAACAGGGCAGAAAGAAUUUGUUCUAGAACUUUUGGAGUAUAAAGAAGAUCUUGCUAAAGCUGUGGACAAGGAAUUAGGCACGGCCCUUCACAUAGCAUCCUCUGAGGGGUAUUUAGAGAUUGUGGAACUUUUAGUGAGAGUCAGCCCUGAGAUGUGCGUGGCUUGUGAUCGAGAAGGUAAUAACCUUCUUCAUAUCGCUGCUAUGAAAGGUAAGGUCGAAGUAUUGGGGUUGUUGCUUCAAACCAACACCUACGCAGCUCGAGUUAUGGUGGAUCGAGGUGACAAUAUUUUGCACUUGUGUGUAAAAUAUAAUCAACUUGUGAGUCUGGAACUACUGCUAGACAAGGUUGGAGAUGAAGAAUUCGUCAAGUCUACCGAUAUCAAUGGCAACAACAUAUUGCAUCUCGCUGUUUUUUUUAAACGAUAUGAGAUUAUCGAACAUCUGCUUAAGUGGCUAAGAAAAAAAGAAGCAGAAAACAUGUUCUUUGGCCAGAUCGGAAUAAAGACGUGCUUUCGCGGUGAGCCUUGUCAAUUGAUAGAUGUGAAUGCAAGAAAUAGAAGUGGGUGGACGGCGCUGGAUAUUUAUGACCGAGUAGCAAAGAGUGAUGAAUACAAGAAUAUCCGACACCUCCUAGAGAUAUCUGGGGUUAUAAGAUCCGACAAACUUUUUUUCCCAUUCGAUCCUUAUUGGCAGAAGAAGAAAAAGGACACAUUAAUAAUCGUAUCAUCGUUGAUGGCGACGAUGUCAUUCCAAGUCGGGAUCAACCCUCCUGGCGGUGUUUGGCAAGAUACAUCAGCAGGACACGAAGCCGGAAAAGCUGUAAUUGCUUAUACCAAUUCCAAAGCGUAUCCGUACUUAAUGUACUUCAACACGGUAGGAUUCCUUCUGUCUCUGACUACCAUUUUGGAGCUCAUUGUUGUUCUGCCAACACAAAAAAGGACUUUUGGGUUUAUUCGAGCUGGGAUCUUGUGGUUGACGAUUAUGAUCAUGAUGUUCGCUUAUACCUUUUCCGUCAUUGUUGUCUCGCCCACGCAGAUGUCUAAGUCCAUAAUCGACAUUGUCAUUUUUGUCACUGUUAUAGCGUGGGCCGUUGGGGUAACAUUUCUCCGCGUACUACCAUACCAGGUUCAAUUCCUACUACUUGGCGUGAUAGAAUGGAGUCUAUAUUUGAUAGGAUGUACACUAUUCACGAUAUGUUUGGCGCUAUGGCUACCUUUUGCUUUGAUUUUAGUGGUACGUGACGAGGUAAUUUCUCCAAUUAAGUCCACUGAAAGAACUGACCAGUUGACUGGAGAUACGGCCUCAACACCAAAUCCAACUGCAGCUAGCCAGAACGACUCGGCGAGUGUUUCGAUCCCGGAGUAAUUAUUCAAUGGUCUUUGGCAGUGUCACAUUCAUGUCCCAAUACUCUUCCUCACCACACAUUCAUGUGGGAUCCAUACGUUUUAUCCUAGAUAGAAAUGUGUAUUGGAAAUUAAAUGGUUUUAAGUCACCCCACGUGUCGGUAUCCCAAUGGCACCCAAUAAUUGUUCUUGGAUCAUAUCAUGCUAGUGAGUUUUUUUAUGCUAGGAAAGUGCGAGCUAUAAGACACUUUUUCUUUUUGCGUGUCCUCAUUGUAUUUGUACUUUGUGGUUGUGCUACAAAUUUAAGUUAAUUGUGUCGUGAAUCUAAUCAUAUUUGUGUUAUAUUAAUAA